AUGGAUAACGCUUUAAUAUCAUUUGAAUGUUUUCACUAUAUAAAGAAGCGUAUUUCAGGUAGGAAUGGUAUGAUGGCUCUUAAGCUAGAUAUGUCAAAGGCUUAUGACCGAGUGGAGUGGCCUUUUUUGAGGAGUAUCCUCACUCAUAUGGGUUUUCCUAUGCAUUGGUUUAAUUUAAUUAUGGAUUGUGAAGCAGAAUGUAUCAAAUCCAUUCUGACAACCUACGAACGAGCUUCUGGGCAGGUAAUCAAUUUAGAUAAGUCUUUGUUGUCAGUUAGCCGGAAUGUGCUAGAGAAUUGUUUUAUUGAUUUGCAACAAUUGUUGGGAGUAAAAGCGGUAGAUAGCUAUGACAAAUAUCUGGGGUUACCCACUAUUAUUGGGAAAUCAAAGAGUAGAAUUUUCAGUUUUUUGAAGGAACGGGUGUGGAAGAAACUUAAGGGGUGGAAAGAAAAAACUUUGUCUCGUGCAGGUCGGGAGGUGUUAAUUAAGGCAGUGGCACAAGCCAUCCCAUCCUAUGUUAUGUCAUGUUUUAUCUUACCAGAUGACUUGUGUGAUGAGAUAAAGAUUAUGAUAUCUCGUUUUUAUUGGGGUGGAGAUGUUACUCGUCGUGGUAUUCAUUGGACUAAUUGGAAAACUUUGUGCCAGCCCAAACGUAUAGGGGGUCUUGGCUUUAGAGAUUUUAAAUCUUUUAAUAUGGCCCUUGUGGCUAAGAAUUGGUGGCGCAUUCAGAAUUUCCCGGAAUCACUUUUGGGGCGGCUUUUCAAAGCUGUUUAUUUCCCUUCUGGUAACUUAAUUGAUGCUAAGAAGGGUUAUCGUCCGAGUUAUGCUUGGAGUAGCAUUCUUAAAACUUCAUCUAUGAUCCAGGAAGGUAGUUGUUGGAGGAUUGGUGAUGGUGAACAGGUUCGAAUAUGGAAUGAUAAUUGGCUGCCUAGCGGGCCUCCCAUUAAUUUUCGUCAUGAGGCUGUUGAUGAGCAUCACUGCUCGAAUUUUAUCUAUACCUAUUCGACUGCGAUUGAUUGUCUUUUCUGGUUGGGCACUGCUGAUGGUGUAUACACGGUUAAAACAGGUUAUGGGUGGCUCCAACAGUUGGCUACCCAGAAUUGUCUAUCUUCAUCACAUGAAGUGGGACUUGAACCGGUUCAAUGGGAAAAGUUUUGGAAAGCGCCGAGUUUACCAAGAGUACGAGAAGUAGCGUGGAGAGUGUGUACAGAGUUGAUUCCGGUGCGUGUUAAGCUCCGCCGGUGUGAUGUUGAUGUGCAUCUUUUCCUGAGUUGUAAUGCGAGUCGUGGUUGCUGGUUUGCUAGCAAUUUGGGCUUGAGAUCUUUAUCAGGUAUGAAGAUGGCUGAGUUUAUGGGUUGGGUUGUGACAGAGAUGGAGCUAGAGGUGGUGGCUGAUGUGCAACGGAUAUUGUUUGCUAUGUGGGAGGCCAGGAAUAAGCUGAUUUUUGAGGAGAAACCUUGGUCUAUGGCUUCGGUUUUGGCUCGGGCUGCCGCGCUAGUAUGUGUAAGGCCCAAGUUUUAA
Molecule: messenger RNA, 1521 nt
Organism: Lotus japonicus
Lineage: Eukaryota; Viridiplantae; Streptophyta; Magnoliopsida; Fabales; Fabaceae
Exons: 3
Coding region: 1-1521 (506 amino acids)
Source: RefSeq, a predicted model, not a curated record